Messenger RNA from Benincasa hispida (wax gourd), 1588 nucleotides. RefSeq names its product COP9 signalosome complex subunit 6a-like. Lineage: Eukaryota; Viridiplantae; Streptophyta; Magnoliopsida; Cucurbitales; Cucurbitaceae. The record is from RefSeq and is a predicted model, not a curated record. Gene Ontology annotation, biological process: protein deneddylation. Gene Ontology annotation, molecular function: protein binding; metallopeptidase activity. Gene Ontology annotation, cellular component: COP9 signalosome.
AUAAACCUGCAUGAGUAAACUGCGUAAAUUUCCGAAGGCGACGGAAACUUUCCCUUCAGCUUCUUUCGAAAAGUUCGGAGAUUGGUGAAAACAGAGCAAUGGAUGAGAAUUGAAGAACGAACUUGAAGAUUUCAGCAAACACUGUUUAAUCACUUCUUCUUUGUUCCAUUCUCCCUGAUUUCGGAUUCUAGGUCAAGCAAAUCUAGGAUCAUCGAUCGCUUGUUCCUUGUUGCAAUCGAUCAUGGCGUCGUCUGGCAGCGGAUUGACAUUCAAGCUGCACCCUCUUGUGAUUGUAAACAUUUCCGAUCACUACACCAGGGUUAAGUCUCAGAUGAAUCCUCCAUCCUUGACCUGCUCAGCUCCAUCUCCUUGCGCCCUAAGUAAUGGCAGCGAUGUAGCCGAUUCUGCAGACCCUUCCACUUCUCCUCCCGCACCUAGGGUUUUCGGUUGUGUUGUUGGAGUUCAGAGGGGCCGCACGGUUGAGAUCUUCAACAGCUUCGAGCUUCUUUAUGACCCUAAAACUCAUUCACUGGACCGCCCCUUCCUUGAGAAGAAGCAAGAGCUCUAUAAGAAAGUUUUUCCCCACUUCUACAUUCUGGGUUGGUAUUCUACUGGGAGUGAUGCCUUGGAGUCUGACAUGCAUAUCCACAAGGCUUUGAUGGAUAUCAACGAAAGCCCUGUCUAUGUUCUUCUCAAUCCUUCAAUUAAUCAUGCCCAAAAGGAUCUCCCAGUUACGAUUUAUGAGAGUGAGCUACAUGUUAUUGAAGGGAUCCCUCAGCUAAUUUUUGUUCGCUCAAGUUACACUAUUGAGACAGUAGAAGCUGAGCGAAUUUCUGUUGAUCAUGUUGCACAUUUGAAACCAUCUGAUGGAGGCUCUGCUGCUACUCAAUUGGCUGCUCACCUUGCGGGAAUUCACAGUGCCAUCAAAAUGCUGAACAGCAGGAUCAGGAUACUUCACAGUUAUCUUCUGGCAAUGCAAAAUGGCGAUAUUCCCUUGGAGAAUUCCUUACUAAGACAAGUGUCAAGUUUGCUCAGAAGAUUGCCAGUUACUGAAUCAGGAAAGUUUCAAGACGAUUUCUUGAUGGAAUAUAAUGACACAAUGUUGAUCACGUAUCUAGCAAUGUCCACUAAUUGCUCAAGUGUAAUGAACGAGCUAAUCGAAAAAUUCAACACUGCAUAUGACCGACAUAGUCGGAGAGGUGGCCGAACAGUUUUUAUAUGAAAGACCAUUGCAGGGACCAACUGUACACAUAAAGUUUAGGUACUUUGAUGAUAAUGCUAGGAUUUGAGUGGUUCUGGAAGGAUGAUAUAGGAAUUUUCUGUUUUGUUUUUUGCUCUUAAUUCCUAUAUAUGGAUUGUGUAGAAGUGAAAAUGGUUUGAACAUGCCUGAAUUCCCUCCCCCUCCCCCUACAUAAGCAUCUAUUCCACCUAUGGACAGCUUAGCAAUGGAGGAUGCAGUAUGUAAUUUGAGAGAGUUUUAGGGGCAAUCCCUCCUUUAAAAGGGUAGACCCAGUUGAGUGGACUUUACUUCCAUACCUUCUCAUUUAAUGCUAUUUUUACUCAAAUUGAAUAUGCUUAUUAUUCUCUA